UCAAAGCAUAUUCCAAGGAAUCUUUAACAUACAAAUAUGGAUGCCGGAGGAGUAGCUAGAUUGAUGCUGUUUUUGUCGCCUGUGUUUACGAUUAUACCAGUGGAGGGUCGGAGAAUUGUCGAUCUUUCCUACGAUUUGGACAACAAUGCUUUGACGUAUCCCAAUAAUCCUCGCUUCAACCUUACCCUCGUACACGAGGGAUCCUACGGACCUGUCCCAUGGGUGCAGUUUGGGAAUGUGGAGUUCGGUGUACACACUGGCACGCACAUCGAUUCUCCGAACCACUUCGUUAAGGGGGGUCUACAGGCACAUCAGAUCCGUAUGGAACGGCUAAUGGGGCCAGGAGUGGUCAUCAAUGUCAAGGCCAAGGUCGUUCAAAACAUAGACUAUGAGAUCACUGACAAAGAUUUAAUGGCUUGGGAGGAAGAGAACGGUCCAAUUCCUAAGGGCGCCAUUGUACUAAUGAACUCUGGCUGGGGUGCAAGAUAUCCUGAUUUUGAGCGAGUCUUUAAUUCUUCAACAUACAAACAGGACCAUUCAUCUCUUCAUUUUCCAGGAUUUCACACGAACGCUGCUCAAUGGCUAGUCAACAAACGACAUAUAUAUGCAAUCGGAGUUGACACACCCUCGGCUGACAACGGCAGAAGCUCUUCUUUUCCAGUCCAUCAACUGAUAACGAAAGAAAAUAUCCUUAUUAUUGAAAACGUUGCGAAUAUGGACAAACUUCCAAGCAGUGGAGCAUACAUCUAUCUCCCAAUGCUCAAGUUCAAAGGAGCGUCAGGUGCGCCUGCGCGAAUGUUCGCCGCCAUUGAAGACGAGGGAGACAGAACAAACAGUGCAACAACCUUCGUUUUUCAUGUUUCGGCUGUUGGAUGCUUGCUCGUGCUAAAACGCCUACUUAUUUAAGUUGAGCAUACUUUUGUUUCAUCACAGUGAUGAACCAUUUAAGUCUCACGUAUAUUUAGCCCUCAUAUAGAUGUAUUGUAUGUUCAAAUGAUGACUCUUUAACUAGACGCGGAUAUGUAUUGAUAUAGAUAUAUCUAGAUAUAUGAUAUUUCCUAGUAAUUUAAAGGCAUGAUAAAUAGUCCGCCGUUAAUUUGGUUGAUCAUAUCAAUGAAUACUUACAACCAGUCUUCUUUUAAAAUGAGUUUCAUUGAAUAGAGAUAAGAAAGAAUACCGAAAUAUAAAUGAAACCUGAAUUCUAACUGAAAAUAUAUUAAACUAACAUUAACCAUGUCUGACUCCAAAUCAUCCAUAUAUGGCCUUAUCAUGAAAAGUAUUUGGAACAUACGGGUUUGACAGCAAUAGAAAAAGACCUAGAGUCACAGAAAAUACUGAAUGAUUAAAUACUAUCAAUCAGUUUUAUUCAUAUUCAUGGUUUUACUAUCGGAAAGUCAAUCGCAAAUUCAUACCCCUCCUGAAAAUUUGUACGGAAAUAACAAAUCUGGAAGGCAUCCAUGUUGAUUUAGUCGUAAUCAUCACUUUCUUUUCUAGGCAAUUUCGUUUAUUACGUUGUAUACAUACCGUACCAUAAACCAUUUAACAACAAAGUCCUAACUGUAUAUUUAAUGCUGAUAUCUUGAGAACUCAUUUCUGUAUUGCUGCCAAAAAUGCAGUCAUUUAGAUAUACAGCAAUAAUUCAGAGGUUUGAGGUCAACACAUGUGUCAUGAUAAAUAAAUAGAGCUGGAGAAUCGCGAUGCUAUGUCUAUGUUGCAAUGGUGCUUAACGUUUAAAAUAGCAAAGUUUACAGCAUUGUUGUUAUUUACAAAAUAAACAGUAGGAGAAGUCGCCGCUGGGACGACUACCAAAUAAACAGUAGGAAAAUCGGAGAGGUCACCGCUGGGACGACUACCAAAUAAACAGUAGGGAAAUCGGAGAGGUCGCCGCUGGGACGACUACCAAAUAAACAGUAGGAAAAUCGGAGAGGUCGCCGCUGGGACGACUACCAAAUAAACAGUAGGGAAAUCGGAGACGUUGUAGCGUGUACUUUGCAAGUACCGUAAGAGUUGCAAGCGCGCAUGUGCAAUGAAAAUUGUCAUUUCCGCCGUGAGAGUUACAAGUUUUCGGAUCAUAAUAUAAGUAUUUCACUGUUAAUGAUGGUAAUCAAUUGUGUCAACAUCCGAAAUCACCAUAAUCAAGAUCUA
Molecule: messenger RNA, 2145 nt
Organism: Pecten maximus
Lineage: Eukaryota; Metazoa; Mollusca; Bivalvia; Pectinida; Pectinidae
Product: isatin hydrolase-like
Exons: 2
Coding region: 37-906 (289 amino acids)
Molecular function (GO): arylformamidase activity
Source: RefSeq, a predicted model, not a curated record